Messenger RNA from Rotaria sp. Silwood2, 2481 nucleotides. The record is from the annotation of a GenBank genome assembly. Lineage: Eukaryota; Metazoa; Rotifera; Eurotatoria; Philodinida; Philodinidae.
AUGGUAACUGUGAUAGAAGAUAAAGGAGAAUUACCCACACCUGUUAAUAAUGGUAUUACUGUCGAUUCACAUGAUAAUGAACGAACAUUUCAAUAUGUUAAAGAUUAUCAAGAAGUUGAUUUUCAUCGAUCGACAUCAUGUAAACCUUUACCUGAAGAUUUAGUUGGGUUAACCGAUGGUCAAAUAACGAAAUCUUCAAUCAAAGGCACGUUUUUUGUGCAAAUCGAUUCUAUUGAAUCAAUAGCAAUAUUCAAUAAUAAAAAUGAUAAUAAUCAACUAGAACAAAUUCAUGAUAAUAAUUCUUUGAUUUUAACUAUAACCGAUGGCAUUACAACUGUAAAAGGUAUUACAAAUGAUAAUAUUCCUGACCUAAGUUUUAAUAUACGACCCGGUUGCAAAUUAUUAUUAACCGGUAUAAUCUUAAUUAAAGAUGGUUUAUUACAAUUAACACAAGACAAUACACGUUUUCAAUAUGGCAGUAAUACAUAUCCCCGACCGCGAUCUGCUUAUCGAGUUAUGUAUACAUUUUUGUUGAAAGGUGGUGGCGUUGGUAAUAGUAAUAAUCGAUAUGAUAACGAUGAUAAUACAUCGAAUUUUCUUAAAGGACCACCACCAAAAAAUACUUUAAUGGAUUUUAUGACAUCAAUAAAAAUCUCAAAUGAUAUUAAACAAACAAUAGAUAAUGAUAAUCAAAAGUUAAAAGAUCGACAUGAAAAUAAACGUCGAAAUACUGAACAAUAUUAUCAAACGAAUAAAACUACAAAUAGUAUUAAUACAACGAAUGCAUUAAUAACGAGUAAUUCAAAUCAACAUUAUCAAUCGAAUAAUAAUAAUUAUACAGAUCAAAUAAUAUUUCAACAAGAAGGAAUUCACGAUCAAUUAGAUCCGGAAGAUGAUUCAUCUCAUUCAAAUUAUCGCGAAAGAAGAAAUCCUUUACCCCCUAGACUUCAACGUGCUCAAGAAGAACGUACUCGUCGAAAUACAAAUCGUUAUUAUGAUGAAUCAACAUCAUUAAAUGAAAAUGAAGCAAAUGGUAAUUAUCGUAAUGGUACCAUGAAUAAUAACUCAUUGUCUUCCUCAUCAUCAUAUACACGACAUGGAGAUCCCAUGUCCUAUAUUCCUCAUAAUGCAUCUAAUGGUCAACCACAUACAACUACUAUUAAUUCCUAUGCAUCAUAUGGGAAUAUGCUUGCACCUGCACUUGGUUCAACUCCAACUCAUCUAGCUUAUUUUUCAGCUAAUCCGCCGGGUCAUUUAACAUAUAGUCUUACUAGUAUUCCAAGUCCAUCAUUUCAUAGUCAACAACCAUCGAUGGGUCCUGGAUAUGCAAAUGAUCAUUUAACAUUCUGUUAUAGAGCUCCAUAUGUAGCUCCGACUUAUCUUCCAUCUGGAGUUACUAAUGGUUUAAAUGAUGAUUCAAAAAUUUAUAAUAAUAAUAAUUCAUCUGUUUUACAAACAAAUUCAUGCGUUGAUGAAAAUGAAAUAAAACCAACAAAUGAAUCUCAACAAGAUGAAAAUAAAAAUAAUGAAAAUAAAUCUCAAUCUUCAUCAAUCGAACAAAAAGCAACUUCAUCAUCAUCAUCGUCCUCGUCGUCAUCGUCAUCAUCAUCAUCAUCAAAUGAUGGAAAUAAUAGUUCUCAACAAGUUAUUGCUGAACAAAAUGAAGAUAAACGUCGAGAUACAAAUUCAAAUUCACGAAUACGUUGGAGAAUAGGUGAUUUUUGUUUAGCUCGAUGGAGUGAAGAUCAAGAAUAUUAUGUCGCUUCUAUUGUUCAUAUUCAACCUCCUUAUUGUGUUGUUUUAUUUCGUGAUUAUCAUAAUUACGACAAAUUACAUUUUAGUGAAUUGAAAAUACUGCCGCGUGAUCAACAAUAUUACCAAUAUGUUCCACCAAUAGCUGUACCACCACCUGAUUUAAAUGUUCUUGCAAAUAAUAUUUGUUUUCCGCCACGUACAAAUUACUAUCCUCCAACAACUGAUGAAUGUAUAAUAAUGCCAGAAGCUCCACCAUUUCCAUUUAAUUCUGCCGGUACAUUAUAUAUGUGUCCACCAACAUUAACAUCUAUUUCACGUUCAAAUAAUCGUUAUAAUACAAAUGGUUUAUCAUCUUUUCAACAGAUAAAUAGACGUAUGGAAAAUGGAAAUAUUAAUAAUAUUAAUCAUACAAAUAUUGAUACAACAAUAGAUUCUUCAUCAACACCAAGUAAAGAUUCAAAUGAUACAAGUAUAAUUGAUUCAACAACAAUAUCAAUUGAUGAUAAUCAACAAUUACAACAACAACAACAACAAGAUAUAUUAUUAUCAGCAGAAGGAAUUCGACGAUGUUCUAUUGCUGAUGCACCUAUAAUGCUAAUUACACAAGAUGAUGAACAUGAACGUAGUACAAGUACAGAAAGUUUAGCAAGUAGUAAAUAUGACGAACAACAAUUGACAAAUGAAGAGGAAAAACAAGAAAAUAAUUCUGUGGUUAUUGUCAAUUAA